AUGCUUUCUAGCUCUGACAAGCGAGUCGAUGGUGUCAUGGUCGUUGUCCGAGGAAACGAUUUGAAGAAAGUUUUGGUUUCAACCGACGAUGCCGUUCUUGUGGAAAUUAAAGUCGCGCUCCAAUACUUUGGCCGUCCAAGCCUUCAGAAACAAGGGAGGGUGGCCCACAUUCUUCUUCGAUACAAGCCGACGUAUACGACGUUUUCGGCAGCAGAAAACAUCCCAGUUCCGAGGGGCGAAGAGUUUCUUACGGCCCUUAUCUUAACCAACUUCAAAAACUUGAGGCAAGUUGGUUUGGACAGAUCCGAUUCGGAGCAAGCGGAGGUAGCUGAGGAGGUCGCUGAGGAGUCAAACCAGUCUGAAGCCGAAGUAGACGAGGCUUUGAAGUUGGUCUUUGAGGAAGCCGGCCUCAAUUCGUCUAACCCUCCGUCUACCUCAGGCCGAGGGGACGUUUCCUUCGACGACAUCUUUACAGGUUUAGAAGAUCUUUUCGGCGCGUACCCUGAGGACAUGGCUGGGUUGUCACUCACACAACUUGCCAAGAAGAAAAACGCCGCAAGAAUGGCCGCCCGGCAGAGAGCCGAGGCCAUUCGAUCGGAAUUUCCACCUGUUGCCGAUGCUGAGCCCUCCCUGCCUAUUGUUGAGGAAGAGACGGCUCAAACCCAAACGGCCGAGUUGGAGCAGGUAGAGCAGGCGAAUCAGGAGGUUGAGCAAAGGGGGGAGAAACGCCCCGCCGAGAAAGAAGCCGAGUCCGUUGAAGAGCAAACCGAUAAAUGGCCGCGUAUUGAGGAAUCGGAUUUGGUUGUUCCGUUCACUGUUCAACCAAAGAUAAGAAACAUGCCGAUUUCCUCUGACACGUCGGCUUUAAAAGACCCGGCUGUGGCCUUGAUCAUGGCCUCUUCGAUCUCCCUGCCAGUUGACAGAGCCGUAUUUCGGGCCGAGCCAGAUUUGCUGUCGAUCGCAUUAGCCGCUCAGUUGGCUUUAUUGAUGGUGGGCAAGAUAGCUGAAAUAGGCCGCCGUCAACAUGACGCUAUAGAACAUAUCACUUUGCUGAAAAUCGAAGUUAAAAAUGAAAAGAACAAGGCUGUGGAAGGCUCUCAGAGAGCCGAUUCUGAAGCGGCGAAAGCGGCGGAGGAACGUGCGAGGGCCGACUCUGAGGCCGAGAGCGCGAGGAACUUCGACCAGUUAAGGCUGUCUGUCGAGGACAGGGAAAAAGCGAGUGAGGACGCGCUCCAGCUAGCCAAGGAGGUGAUUGCCAAGUUGGAAGCCGACUUGGAAGAAUCAAAGAAGGCGAAGGAAAAAGCUGACUUUGAGGUUUCCAAAGCGUUCCAGGCUGGACAAGAGGCCGCCUUGGAGAGCUAUGCGGAUGAAGUACCCAAAUUCAAAAAUCGGGGCUUCAAACACAGCUGGCUCAAAGCCCUUGCUGCCACGAAUGUGACAUAG
Camellia sinensis is the source of this 1443-nucleotide messenger RNA. NCBI's taxonomy places the organism in Eukaryota, Viridiplantae, Streptophyta, Magnoliopsida, Ericales, Theaceae. The record is from RefSeq and is a predicted model, not a curated record.